GAGUACGCGCGCGCGCGCGCGCGCCCUUCGAUUCGACUCGCACCGGUCGAUCGACGGUGGGUGACUAGAGGACGAGGACAGCGACUGACUAGCGACAAGGAACGUGGGCUGGCGUGGUCGCGACGGUGAUCGAAGCGAGACGAAAACGCGCGUCGAUCGCGCGGUGACAGUCGACGCGAUGACGAUGUCGACGACGACGACGACGACGACGACAAUUCGUACGCACGUAUACAUGGUUGUUGGAUCGUUAGCCAUGACGGCCAACGCGGGGACGUGAUGCUACGUGGCCGCUAUCGUCGCGCGUUCGUCUACCUGUCCGGAGUAGGCUCGACGACGAUUCGCGCCCGCGCCCGCGCCCGCCGCGCACGUCAAGAGGAGCAACAACGACGCCGACGAGGAGCGACGAUUACGUGUGACGAGCGCUAUCGGACGCCUCGGGGCCAGGGCGCCGUUGCACACCGACGGACGAAGCGGCGUUGCCGUCUCCUCGCCGCGGCCGCGAUUGCGACCAUCGUUGCUGCUGCCGCUACCGCCACCGCCACCGUCGUCGUCGUCGCCGCCGCCGCCGCCGCCGCCACCGCCGUCGCCGCCGCUGCUGCCGCUGCUGCCGCUGCCAUCGCCGUCGCACCGUCGUUGCCACGUCCGCUACGUUCCACUGUCGGGAACGACGACGACAACGACGACGACGACGACGAUCUCCUCGGACACGCUGCACCGACUAUCAAUAUGGAGGCAAAGAAAAAGGAGAAGCCGCUAGUCAAAGACUUGAAUGAACAUAUCGUGUGUCCCCUGUGCAGAGGAUAUCUCAUAGACGCUACGACUCUCGUGGAAUGCCUGCAUUCCUUUUGCAGAGGUUGCAUCGUUCGACGCCUGAGUAGCGGCGCCCGCGCGUGUCCAGUAUGCAACGUCGCGGCUUCCCCGCCGCUUCUGCCCGACACGCGGCUCCAACGGCUCGUGUACCUCGCGGUGCCCGGUCUCUUCCGAUCGGAGCUCGAGCGCAGACGUCACUUCCGUCUGGUGAAUCCUCAAUGCCCGCCGUUGGCGUCGCCCGUAGGCGCCCUCGAUCUCACCCUGGAGGACUUGGUUAGUCUGAGCCUACGAGAGCUAACGGACGCGGAGGAUGAGAUGAAGGAGGACACUCGUGACUCGUCGAAGAACGACGAAGUAUCGGGAAUAUCGACGCGAUAUCUCAAGUGCCCGGCCGCCGUGACGGUGCGUCAUCUGGUGAGGCUGCUGAUGCUGAAGAGAGGAUGGGAGGAGGCUAACGCGAACGUUAACGGCGUCAAUAACAGGAUAGAAAUUAUGUAUCAGCAUCCCGAUGACGAGAAUAUGCGCCCGCUCGAUCCGUCUUGGACGCUCCUGGAUCUCGCUUGCAUAUUUCAAUGGGAGAGGGAAGCACCGAUGAGGCUAUUCUACCGGGUGUUGCGAAAAGAGGAGAUGGUUAAAAGUUCGACGCUAAAAGUUGCCACGUCGUGCAAAGACGAUGCGACGAAAGACGGCCCGGCGGCGAUCGAAAACAUGCAACGUCCGCCGACCCCACCACCUAGUCCCAAGCUGAAUCGCGAACCGGAAGCGGAACCUCGCGCCGCGGAACCCCCUCGCGUUCUCGAAACAAAUGUCGAUGUUCGCGACAAGGAGACAAAAACGAAGAAACCGCGCUGCGAGGUGACGCCCGUCAUGCGUGCCCCCGACCCCCCAACCGGCGGACUUGCAGCGAGCAAUCAUCAUCAGUCGGCGGAGAGCGCGAAGAGCAAGGAUCUGACGAGGCUGGAGCAUCGGAAGCGGCGCAAACGACGAAACAAAAGGGUGAUCGCGGAGAUCACGACAACGCCGCGCGAAGAUCUCUUAAAACUCAAGGUCCGUCUGACACCGUGUCCCCCGAGGAUCACCUCUGGCACAGCAACGGGUGGAGGGGCCGGAGCCGUUGGCACAGGUAAUCAAACGAAAGAAAAGUUGCUGCAAAUGCGGGCGGUUAGACGUGAAAAGAUUAAAGCGAUCGGUCAGCAACGACCGAAGACGAGCUCACUAGCGCGGGAAGAAGUCGGGCCCAAAGAGUGCGCCGCUUUAGAGACGGAGGAAACUAUCGAGGACAUCAUAGACAGCAUUCCCGACGAAGUCGUCCGUAUCGCACAGAAUAUCAGCAAUCAGAACGAGGACGCAAUCGCGGCGGACAGGAUGACUGGCAAGAAAGAAGCGGAAUCGUCGAAUAAUACAUCGGAGAAUAAUGGCGAGCCGGAAAAACCGAAAAAGGACGAGGAGAUUCUUCGGCGAUUAGGUUUGGUCGCCAUCAACGAGGCUGGCAACAAAACGGCGAAGCAACGCGCGCAGAGCGCCGCCGACAAAACGGACAGCCUGGACCGCGAAAAAUUGGAGAAGCAGUUGCGCGAGAGCAAGGCAAAUCGUGUGCGGAGUCUGCUGGCGGAGAAGCAGAUGCGCGACGCGCUCAAGAGCAUCAUGUCCAAGACGAAGGAGGAACGGGCAUCGUCCGUUGUCAGCAAUCCGAUAUCUGCUCCCAUCUCCAUAUCCGCGCCAAAGAAGAAGGAACCACCGCCGUUAGCGCCUCUGCGCGUCGCAAAACCGUCCGGUUUUGCCGCGACCAGCGGCCUGCUGAUGUCGAACACCACGUCCAAAUACGAAACGCCAUUGGACCUAAGUAGCGGCGGCACCACUCUUAACGAUAACGUCCUCGAUCUAUCGGCUACGUUGCCUGGUAGCGGACAGCCGGCUACCUUUUCAUCUUCCUCGUCUCCCUCUUCCUCUUCGUCCUCUUCAUCGUCCUCCUCGCCUUCAUCCUGUUCAAUGCCAUCGUUAUCGUCGUCGUUGCCAUCAUCGAGGCUGCCGGGACGACCCGCCAUCGGCGGCGUCAGCAGCUUUUUCCGCAAAUCCAAGGAACUGGAUCAGCAGCGUGGCCGGGGACAGCAGGAGUUGAAUCUGAGGACCCUCUCGGACGUCGCGGUAUCUCGAAUACCGAGUGGAUGUCUGACCGAGAAGAACCCGGCGACGGAGCCACUCGCGGCUUCCGCCAAUCUUCACGCCACCACCCCCAGCAAGGUCGCCCUGCGGAUACCGCAGCUGCAUCAGCGCAUCCCCGGCUUUAACAUGAAGAUCAAGCCCAACCUCGGCGUCCGGCAUAUCCCGAAUCCCCAGGCGGUCGUGGCCUCUCAGUAUCGUAACCAGAGGGCCAGUUACUUCAACGCCGUCUCCCAGCAGCCGCCGUUGUAAAUCUAUAUCUCUUAAUCAUCUUAAUGUCUGUCCCUUCUCUCUUCCGCCUCCUUCGUUUUCUCUGCUUUUUUUUUUUUCUUCCAUCUCCGUCGUUAAAUUCCGAUGUCGGAAGAUGAAGGACAGAAGUUCUAAAUAAUCUAGACCAAAAUCCAAAGGUUAUAUGUUACUACUAUGUUUUAGCAUCGUUUUUUUUUUUUUUCUGACGACUCGCUCGCUCAUGACACGUAAUCAGAUUGAUUCGGAAAGACGAUUUCAUUGCAGUGGUACGCCGAUAUGACUUCCCAUUCGUGAAAUUGUUCGUUGGUAUAAAAAUACUACGAGUAUCUGACACGUAAGAAGUUACACGACAGUCGGGAUAUCGAUAUUCGUAAGUAUUAUCUCUAUUAUUAGGGCAAGCACCCUUUUAACAUACACAUAACAAGCAAUCUAAUUCUGAAUUCUCAGCUUGAAAACAAGUAUUCGCAGAUACAAGGUAUUCCCGAUAACGAAACUUUAGGUGUAUAAUUUUUAUGGAAUUUAAAAACGAAUUUCUUCUCUAUAAAAGAAGCACAUGUGCUCAAGUAUAAAUAGUUUUAAAAUUAUAAGUAAUGGAAAAUGGACCAACUUUUUGUGAGCCAAGCUUCGCGGACGCAAAUAGAUAAUAAAAUCUCAUUCCUUGACAAUUAAGUGGAUAAAUCUCAUUGUUUGAUUAAUUACAAGUGAAUUUCUUACUUUUAUGAAAUUUUAAAUUUCUUGAGAUUUUGAGAUUACUCGGAUGUUAAAAAUUAUUUAAUAAUGAGAAAAAGGUCGUUCAAGCAUAUGUUGUUAUCAACGAAAAAACCGAAAUCUCCUGAAACUUUUCGAAAAAAUCAUAAAGGUGAUUGCGGGACAAUUUGCCCGCACUGAUUAAAUCGUGUGUUCCUAAAUAUAUAUAUAUAAAUUUCGAAACAAUCCUCGAACAGUAACGAGAUUCAUAGGAAAUAUUUAUAGCUCUGUGUAUUGCGAACAUGUUAAUAUUUAAUAUUGUAGUUGAAAUUUUUUCCGAGAUCCCAUUGCCAUUUCGAGGAAAAUCAAAGAGGUGAGAAUAUUAUAGAUAAAGUUUUAUCUUGAAAGAAUCGUCUCACAUUCUCGCAUCCAUAUUAAGAAGGUGAGUAAAAGAUAAUAGAAGAAUCUUUGUAAGUAUAUAUACAUAUAUAAAAAGUGCAAUCGUCUGUACUUUCCAUCUGAUUACGCUGUUGUUCUUUGAGGGAAGGGGAAAAGAAGCUGCACCGAUUACUGGUCGGAUUAUUGUUACCUAGAUGUAUCAAAACUGUGUACGACACUGUAAUAAUGUAUGCCUGACCGCGGUCUAUACUCUUACUAUGGUUACCAACGGAUCGAUCUGACAAACGAAAACUCUCGCGAGGAAAAUCCGUAAUGUCGCUAUACGAUAUUCAGGGACGAAUUAGUCAGCAUAUAUAAUAAAAUGACAGAUAAUUAUAUAUGUACAUGUAUAAAAUUACUGGUUGUUCCUGCGAUAGAACCGUGCAAGUACUCCGAGUUUGCGGCAAGCAAGCAAGCAAAGAGCUAGUAAAUUCACGCGAGAAGACAUUUUUCUGUGUAAGUUUAAUAUUUAUAUUUAUUUAUCUGUUUUAUCAAAUAGAUAAAAUUCCCCCGAUUCCCCGUCAUUAAUGAGCCGAGCAUGUCUCGUUAUUACUUUGAUUAAAAUAAUCUUAAUCUCUUAUAUUUUACGUUCAAAUACCUUACCAUAGGAGAGGAUUACAUUUCAGUUGAUUGAAAAAGUUCCUUGCCAUUUUAUCUAUCAUUACAUAUAUGUUUACAAUUGUUGAAUUAUUUUUAGUUGCUUGUUUGUUGAUUUAAUUGCGUGCGUGAAAUGUUUUUGAAAUAUUUGUUUUUGUUGAAAACACGCAUCCGAGAUAUUUAGAAAUAGCUAUACAUAAUACACGUGUAAUCGAAUAAUCUCGAGUUAUUUUCGGUUUAUACAGGAUUCCAAAGAUGUGUGAGUAAAUAACGUAUCGAAGAAAUCCGAUCGUAUUAUACAGGAAGACAAUUACGUCCUCUUCGUGUACGUUACAUCGAUAUUAUCCUCACACCUAUCCGAGGCGAGAAAGCGAGAAAAUUCGUUUUUCUCGAGUGUUCGCACGGGCCUAUUUAUAUAUGUCGGGCGAUAUAUUUCUCCUUCUCCCUCUCUCUCUCUCUUUUUCUUUAGAAUCUGCAAUUAGCAAAAUAUACCUAUAUGUAAUAAUUUGUAGAGAUGCCAAAGAGAACGCCAGAGAACGUGUGCAAUGUAUUAGUGCAAUUUAAUUACCGUGUAACGUAACGUAACCGUAUAAUCGAUCUAUCACUCGGCGAGCUAACACAUCGCCGAGUUUAUUAAAGGUACGUAGAUAGGUAGAUAAUCAUACGGACACACAUACGUGAAUUGCGUGAUUUGUGAUUCCCCGAUGAAGGGGACUCUAGCGUAUAUAGAUGUAGAGGGUGACAAGAUGUUUUUGUAACAGCACAUUUUUGGAAAUUAUAAAAAAAGAAAGAAAAAAAUGUCGCAAGAGAUUUCUCUAUAAACGCACGAGCGUCGCUCAAACUUUAAUUUGCGCGACGAUGACCAAGAAAAGGGGAAAAAAAAAAUGAUUUUUUGACUGACAAGGAUUUAGGCUUAAAUUGAACCGAAAAGUUCUUGAUUGACUCUUUCAAAUUCAAGGCAUAUACGUUUUGUAUGUUUUUUAUUAACAUAAUUCAUAGUAUGCGCGUUCAUAUAUGGUAUGCAGAAGCGAACUUUCCUUCUAUUCAUAACAUUUCUUUCGAUAUUAAAUUAGAAAUGAAUAUAGCAAAAGCAUUAAAAAUAAAAAAUCUGAAAAAUUUAUUCGAAUCUACAUUUCGCGCCAUUCGAGCGAACCUAUUUGUGAGAAGCUCCUUAACUUUAUUAAGUUUUUUAAAAACUUAAAAAUAAAUUUUAUAUAACGGAAUGCCGAGAGUGUUUCAAUAAAAAAUAAAUGCCAGCAUCUUGAAGGAAUGCUCAUAUAUUGCGGAAAGAAAUCAAUGUAAUGGUCAUGAAUCAUGUAAUACUCUCUGGAAUAAGAAUUUUCAUAAACAUCAAAAAAAAAAAAAAAAACGACCAAUUGCAAAGUAUAUAUCAUCGGAUGGCGAAUAGCGUAAAUUUAUCCACGUAAUGUAAAAUUAUGAUUUGACGUUUGGGAGGUUGAUUGAAUAAAUAUCAAAAAAAAAAAUGUCUGAUACGCAAACGAUCGUUACGAUUUUAAGGUGCGAACCGCAGCGAAUGAUAAAACGCGGAAGGGAACUCGUCAAAAUCGUCGCUUUCUUCCACGUGCUUGCGAUAUAAGAUACAGUCGAUGUAAUCGCUUUGCUAAUUCGUGCAUUGAAAUUCAUACGUAGCGAAAUCGCACAUGCGAGACGGACUAUAAUUACUUACUAAUUGAAAAUAAAAAUGCGUAUUCGAUAAAUAAAUUGUUCAAAGUGGUCUUAAAUUUCCUUGAACGGUUGCUUCCUUCACGUUCAUGUUGCAAUUUUUAAGCCUUUUUUGUACAAAAAUAAUGGAUGGAAAAUGGUUUACAACACAUUGAUAUGACAUAUCUUAAAGAAUUUAUUAUAAAUCAUAAAGUCGACAUUUUUAUAUUUACAUAAAGAGUGGUGGAAAGAAGUCGUUCUCCGAACCACUAGAGAGAUUUGCUUCAAUAGUAAAGUAUAAUACUGUAUAGAGUAUAGAGAUAUGUAUAUAUGUUGCGAUUAUUUGCAUGAAAUCUUAAACAGAUAAUUUCUUUCCUACUUGCAUCAUUCUUAUUGUGCCAAAAAAAAAACGUAUAAAUUUAAAAACUAUGUAAUGUGUGCGCUUUUUUUAUCUAGUUUUACCGAAUUUAAAGAUAAAUAAGUUUUCUUGAUACCAAUAAACAAAAAUUUGUGAAGAAAAAGCGUCACACAAACAUAUACUAUUUUGUUUCUGACUUGAUUCUUAGUUAAAAAUUUGAAAUGAAAAUUUAUAUCACCACACAUAUAUUUAUUAGAUGUCACACACAUAUACAUAUAUAGAUAAUAUUACAUUUGAUAAUAUUUAUACCUUUGAACAAAUAACCUUUGUUGAAUGCAAACUAAAAUGAAAUCUAAAAAGUGAUUUUCAAAAUCGAACAUAUACGAUUGAUAACUUUAAUAUUAUACGUUAUUAUUUUAUUAUACAAAUGUUAAUGAAAAAAUAUUAACGCACAAAUACAUACAUCACAUGAACCAACAAAAAUUGGAUUUGAAAGCAUCAACGAAUAAACGGAACAAAUCCAAAAAGAACAUUUUAAUGAGUAGAGCAUGAUAAAAGGUGGAAAAGAAUAACGAGAAGAGAACGAUUAAAUAAGAUGAGAGAACAAAAAAGAGAAAAUUGACGGCCACCCGGAAACAAUGAAAAAAAAAGAUCUUCGAUUUUUACGUAACGAGAUCAAGUCAAUUAAUCGUCGCGUUCGUCGCGAUAUGAAAGAGCUUUUGACAAUGUAAAAAAGAAAGGAAAAAUAAAAUUUCAAAAACUGCCAUUCUCUUUGCGAACGAAGGAGUGACAGCCGGUUUCCACUUUUAUUCGCGAUAGACUCAUAGAGGGACCCAGAUUUCUCAAAGCUAUUUUUCUAUCGCGUUUUUUAAUAAUUGCGAAAAAAACGCGCGUUUAUUAUCUCACAAGAUUGUCGCCUCGAUAAUAAAAUUCUGUCGAAAAAUAGAAAAUACACGCCAAGCGAUUUCUAUAUUGAAAUCACGCCAGGGAUAUGGUAUACAUAUAAUAUGGAUAUAAGUAAAAUCUGAAAAUUUUUACAAAGUAGUUAACAACUUUUUUUACAUACAAGGAGGAACAGUCGUUUACUUUCAUCGUCGUGUGUCCUUUAUUGUCAUAUGACUGUUUGUUGACAAAAGGACAACCAAAAGGAAAUCUUUGACAUAACUUUUCGCAAAUCCUGUUAAAUGCGAGAAAAAAAAAAAAAAAAAACAACAUUUCGAUGUAUGCUACCAAGAGAGAAUUUUGUGCGAUUCUCCUAUUCUUCUCAUAAUCCAUUAUAAUCUCAUCAAUUACGUCGAUUUAAUACAAAUAGUAACGAAUAGCGAAUAAUAAUGAUUCGUAGAUACAUGCGACAUAUAAUCGCGUUACAAUAAGGGAUUAAUUAAUGUAAGAAUUCGUCGCUAGCCGAUACGCCGUUGUUCUCUUCCUAGUUUCUUUCACAAAUCUUAAGAAAUCAGUUCGGCCAUUCCUAUACGAAAAUCUAAUCUGCCAUUAACGUAAUGAUACCUCAUAUAUAUAUACAUAUAUGAAGAAAUAGUAAAUCGAGAAAGAGCUUCAUUUGCGAAAACCAAAAAUCUCCGAGACAAUCCCCUCCUUCUUUGAAUCAGAUUCUUAUAAUUAUCAAACUUAUUAUCGUGAAUCAUAAGCGUGUCAUAUUAUAUAAUAUUCCAGACAUUUCCGUUCGAGAAAAUUGCCUAGUAUUAACUACAGUGUAAUCAUCGUAAUAAUUACGAUCGAUGCAAUGCCAAAUGAGAAACAAUAUGUUCGUAUUUUCUAUUGUAUUUUCUAUUAUCUAUACUUGUGGUAUGCGACUAAAUGAUUAAUGAAUAUUAGAAAAAUUUCUCUUUCUUCAUACCAAGAUAAAUAUUGAUUAAUUUUAAUAGAUAUUAAUAUCAACUUUUUAGAUAUCCAUGUAAAUCAAUAUCUAUCGUCGUUUAAAAUCAACAUCGUGUACAAUUCUUCCUUUUCGUGCGUAUAAAUGCAAGGCAAGAAAUUCCGUAUGAUUAACCGAACGUAAAAUUUAUUAGGAUAAAUACACAGGUAUAGUGUCCUAAAUUAGAUUUCCUAACCGUAUGCGUAUGUGAAUGUACACACCAAGAGUGUCGUAACAAUGGCGCGCGAGAGAGAGUUAUAUCCUUGAAACGGCCGAGGAUUGUUAGGAAAAUUUAGAGAACGGUACUAGCAGCUCCUAAAAUCAAAAUUGAGGAUAAGAGUGAUAAAGAUCGACUUUGCGAUGUGUGCAAAAAGGCGUAUAUGAAUACACUAUAAUAUAAUAUUAUAUAAUAUAAUAUUGUUGAUGGUUCGAGUGUUCUAAUCGACGAGAGGUAUGUUGCACCACAUGUGUGAUCUUCAGUGUUAACUAAAUCAUCAAAUUUCAUUUAACGAGAGCGAAAAAUUAAAUACCGAUUGAAUAAGUAAAUGGCGGUAAUCGUUGCGCGUAUAUUUAGCAUCUAUCUACGUCCCAUCGUUUCGUUUUGAGUUGAAAGUCAUAUCGCAUUGUAUACAUUGUAGGAUUAUUGCUGUGAAUGAAAUAUAAAGUGUAUCUUA
Messenger RNA from Cataglyphis hispanica, 9508 nucleotides. Its product is annotated as polycomb group protein Psc-like. NCBI's taxonomy places the organism in Eukaryota, Metazoa, Arthropoda, Insecta, Hymenoptera, Formicidae. The record is from RefSeq and is a predicted model, not a curated record. Gene Ontology annotation, biological process: negative regulation of transcription by RNA polymerase II. Gene Ontology annotation, cellular component: PRC1 complex. Gene Ontology annotation, molecular function: promoter-specific chromatin binding; metal ion binding.